Molecule: messenger RNA, 975 nt
Organism: Episyrphus balteatus (marmalade hoverfly)
Lineage: Eukaryota; Metazoa; Arthropoda; Insecta; Diptera; Syrphidae
Gene: viaf
Product: viral IAP-associated factor homolog
Exons: 2
Coding region: 178-879 (233 amino acids)
Biological process (GO): protein folding
Cellular component (GO): cytoplasm
Source: RefSeq, a predicted model, not a curated record
AUUUCUUUUUCGUUUGUCUUCCUUUAAAAUUAGUCACGAUCCCCUCGAAUUCAUAUUAAUUUUGUAUAUUUAUUUAUAAUUUUACAAAAUUUUAUGACAAUAUUUUUAUAUUUAUUAAAAAUCUAAUUAAUUAUCUACAUUUUAAAGUUACCAUCUCAACAAAUUUAAACUUCCAUCAUGCAGGAUCCAAAUGAAGACACCGAAUGGAAUGACGUUCUCCGUGCCAAAGGAAUUCUAGCACCCAAACAAAAAGAAGCCGAAAUUACUGAAGAUCAAAUUGUUUCGUUGCUAGAAAAUGCCAUCGAAAAGCGAACUGGCGGUGAAAAGCAAAAAAACAUCGAAGAAAUGAACAUGGAUGAAUUAGACGAACUCGAGGACUCCGAAGAUGAAGGAGUUCUCGAGGAAUAUCGUCGCAAGCGAAUGGCCGAAAUGAGAGCCUUCGCUGAAAAAGCUAAAUUCGGUUCGGUGAGAGAAAUCUCUGGCCAAGAUUAUGUCAAUGAAGUGACCAAAGCUGGCGAAGGUAUUUGGGUUGUAUUGCAUCUGUACGCCAAUGGCGUACCUCUCUGCUCACUCAUCCAUCAUCACAUGCAACAAUUGGCUGUGAAAUUCCCACAAACCAAAUUUUUGCGUUCGAUAGCAACAACUUGCAUACCGAAUUUCCCCGAGAAGAAUUUGCCAACUGUUUUUAUUUAUCAUGAGGGACAAAUGAGGAAACAAUUUAUUGGUGCUUUGGAAUUGCGUGGUGAGAAAUUGACAACAGAUGAAUUGGAAUUUAUGUUGGGUCAGUGUGGAGCUAUUCCAACCGAGAUUAAGGAAGAUCCCAAACAACAGAUUCGUGACAAGAUGUUGAGUGAUUUGGAAUCAGUUGAUUUCUAUUGAUUUUAAAUGUGCUCUGGGUCCCGGCCCGGGAGAAUGUUAGAUUUAAAAUAUUUAUUCUUUUGUGUUCAAAAUUGAUUUUUUGUAUUCAAAUAAAAA